Molecule: messenger RNA, 5578 nt
Organism: Ochlerotatus camptorhynchus
Lineage: Eukaryota; Metazoa; Arthropoda; Insecta; Diptera; Culicidae
Gene: Cont
Product: Contactin
Exons: 6
Coding region: 193-4110 (1305 amino acids)
Biological process (GO): axon guidance; cell-cell adhesion
Cellular component (GO): axon; plasma membrane
Molecular function (GO): protein binding
Source: RefSeq, a predicted model, not a curated record
GUGUUCAGUAACCGUCGAGAAAGUUUGCAUGUUCGGGGAUGGAAAAGUUUGGUGCCGUUCUUUAUUCUAAUUAUUGUUUGAAUCGUUAAAGCAGAAUAUUAAUCGGUUUAGUUAUUGUAAUUCCCAUGUAAAACAGUGUUGAAAAAAAAGUUCAUUUCCUAUUUUUGAGUUAUGUUCUGUUGAGAACAUCUAAUGGAUGUUCAACGGAUGAUGCUACCUGUUCACUUUUUAUUAUUAAUCAUCUCAUUUUUUGGAAUCAUUGUCUGCCAAAAUGUGAAAUACAAUCCAAACACCGGCCAGAAUUUCGGUCAAAAUCAACCACUUCAACAGUAUCAACCGUACGGUGGAAGCAGCGAUGACUCAUUCUAUGGCAGCGUCAGUCGUUAUAAACAAAUUGAAAAGUUCGGAUCCAUCCAGAUUCCGGAAGACAGCUAUUGUCCAGAGCAUUGGUCCGUCUAUAGAAGUUCCUGUAUUCGCAUUUACAAUUCUCCGAGAAAAGACUAUCUUCAUGCACAAAAAAUCUGCCAAGCUUAUCAGGGUGAUCUUAUAAGUAUUGAUAACAUCGAAAAGCAUUCGUUCGUUCUAAAAUUACUGGACAUCGAUAGCAACAGGAACAAUCGGUACUACAUAUCCACCAGACAAGCUUCGCCCAACAAUUGGAUCAACGCAGAUAAAACCCAACUGGUACCUUUGGAAGAUGCAUUCAUUUUUAAUGCCGCGGAUGAGGACAGCUAUGAAGCUAUUUUCAACAAAAAACCAUUGGAAAAGUACGAUUCUCGUCGAAACUUUAUCAGCGGUUACAACGAUAACCGUAACAACCUGGUAUACUCGUUCAACGGUGCCAGCGAAAAGUGGCAAUUCCUUCCGGUUAGCCUGGAAGAUUUGAAUCUCUUCAUAUGUGAAUCCCAGCAGCUGUACAGUGCGGAUAAUAUCAACUUAUUGGCAGAUGAUCAACGUCGAUACGAUUAUGGUGUUGACAUAAUCGACAUAAACAAAAUUCCCAGGGGACCAUAUUUUAUCAAGCAACCACGCGAAACGACCUACGACACCGGCAAAGCGAAGAUUACUAAGGAUGUGAUGCUCAGUUGCCUAGCCGGCGGUUAUCCAACGCCAACUUAUUCCUGGUUUAAGGAAAUUUAUACUAACGAUAACAUUACUGUGGUCAAACUGAAUCCAUUGAAAAAUUCCCGGUAUACCACUAGCGGCGGUAACCUUAUCAUACACGAUCCCCAGCAGAUACAAGAUCAAGGCACCUACCAUUGCGUCGCUAACAAUCCAUUCGGACGGAUCAUAUCGGAAAGCGUGGAACUAAACUUUGGCUACAUCCUUGAGUUCAAUUUGCAACGAUCGUCCGAAACUGGAGAAAUGAACUGGGGCAAAUCACUCUACUGUGAUCCUCCUCAGCAUUAUCCGGAUGUGCGGUACUACUGGUCCCGGGAUUUUUUCCCAAACUUUGUUGAAGAGGAUCAGCGAGUUUUUGUAAGCCAUGAUGGCUCGUUAUAUUUCUCAUCAUUGGAAAUCAAAGACCGCGCGAAUUAUUCCUGCAAUGUGCAGAGCACUGUGAGCGAUACGGGAAGGAAUGGACCAUUUUUCAAUUUGCAAGUAGUUUCGCAUCCGCAUUAUCAGGAUUUGAUUUUUGCCAAUAAUUUCCCAAAGAAGUUCCCAGAAGCUCCAGUGGCAGGGAAGGAUUUGAGAUUAGAAUGUAUGGCCUUUGGUUACCCGGUGCCUUCGUAUAAUUGGACACGCAGAAACGGAAAUCUACCUCGAUUCUCCUACCUCGAAAACUAUAACAGAGUGUUGGUGAUCAAGAAUUCUACUGCCAACGACAACGGCGAAUAUAUAUGUACGAUUAAAAACGAUCGAAAAUCUAUAGCGAAGAGUGUUAUGGUCAGUGUUCAAAUGCAACCAAACUUCACAAUCCCGUUGAAGGAUAAAAUUAAGGAUUUUCAGAGCUCAGUGAUAUUCCUGUGCGAGGCUUCCGCCAUUCCAGAUGUCAACUACACAUGGUACAAAAAUGCAGAAUUAAUGGACCCCGAAAAUAGCAAGUUUAAUAAAGACAAAUUUGUGAUACAGGACAAUGUCCUUAAGAUAAACUUCCUCGACCCGGAUGAGGAUAAUGGAAUGUACCAAUGCAAGUCAACAAAUCAGCUCAAGGGCGUGUAUUCAUCGGCACAAUUACGUGUGUUGUCCAUGAAGCCAUCCUUUAAAAAGAAACCGCUGGAGUCCGAAAUCUAUUCAAUUUACAAUGGAAACACUACAAUCGAGUGCGAACCGGAAGCAGCUCCUCGACCAAAAAUCGUAUGGAAAAAAGACGGCAACGUCAUAGGUACGGGAGGGCAUCGUAGAAUGCUACCUACUGGAACCUUAUUUAUUUCACCGACGUCGCGAGACGAUGAAGGAGUUUACACUUGUGUUGCCAGUAAUUCUCAGGGUGUUGCUGAAUCGAAAGCACGUCUGAUUGUUCUCCAGGAGCUACGAUUCGUUGAACAACUACCUCCAAAAAUUAUUAAGCAAAUUGAUGAACUAUUGUACCUACGAUGCGAAGUUACUUACGAUGAAGUACUGGAUGUUGCAUUCCUCUGGGCCCACAAUGGUCGCAUCAUAAACAGCUACGACAAUAUGCCGUCAUACAAUACUAGAUUUACAGCGAAUUACAAUAGCUUGGAAGUGCAUAAUCUAACUCUGUUGGAUGCAGGGGAAUAUGAAUGUAUUGCCAAGUCCGCAGUCAAUAGGAUAGUAUCAAAAACUAUGGUCUUCAUACAGGGUCCUCCGGGAGCUCCUGGAGCGGUAAAAGUAAUUGACAUUAAGAAAACCGAUGCAGCAUUAGAAUGGAUCGAUGGAAGCGACAAUGGUAGACCGAUUCUAUUCUACAACAUCCUGGGACGCACAACUUGGAACAAAACAUGGGCGAAUGUUUCGGAAAACGUUUUUGCCCAAGAAAUCGAUCGCUACAACGGAAGACGUCGUGCAGCCGUAACCAACCUAACGCCGGGAUGUGGAUACGAGUUUAGCGUUGUGGCAGUGAACGAUUUGGGCAUUGGUAUUCCAAGCUUGCCAUCUCCCCUUUAUAAUACACAGAAAGAUAAACCAUACAUUGUUCCACGAAACGUCGGAGGAGGAGGUGGCAAGAUAGGUGACCUUACCAUUACUUGGGAUCCGUUGCUCCCAGAAGAACAAAACAGCAUCGAUAUUCACUAUAAGGUCUUUUUCCGUCUACCUGGUCAACUGGAGUGGGCCUCGGAAGUCCUGAAACGGCAAGGUAAUAUCGGACGAGCAGUAGUACACAUUCCAUUCGACAAAUACUACACCAAAUAUGAAGUGAAGGUGCAAGCCAUCAACGAUCUAGGAGAGGGACCUAUUAGUGAAAUUGCCACCAUAUAUUCAGCCGAAGAUAUGCCGCAAGUAGCUCCACAGCAGACUAUUGCCAAGAGUUACAAUUCUACAGCGCUCAAUGUCUCUUGGGUCCCAAUUUCACAAACAAGGGAUUCCAUUCGAGGAAAACUCAUUGGCCACAGGCUGAAAUACUGGAAAAAGGAACACAAAGAGGAGGACGCUGUGUACUUCUUGUCCCGAACUACUCGACCAUGGGCUUUGGUUGUGGGUCUUGAACCGGACACGUAUUACUUCGUGAAAGUAAUGGCCUACAACGCUGCCGGAGAAGGACCAGAAAGCGAACGAUAUCUCGAAAGAACGUACCGAAAUGCUCCGCAAAAACCACCGUCAUCGGUAAACAUAUUCGGUAUCAAUCCUUCCACCAUUCGCGUCGUUUGGCGAUACAUUGCUCCUUCCCAGGAUGAAGAACCGGUUCAAGGUUACAAGAUAAGAAUCUGGGAAACUGAUCAGGAUAUGGCCACUGCAGACGACACUGUGGUUGCGAUAGGCAAUAAACUCGAAAAAAUCAUCGACAAUUUAACACCAGGAAAAUCGUACAACCUUCGAGUUCUAGCAUUCAGUAAUGGAGGAGAUGGAAGAAUGUCAAGCCCACCUAUCAAAUUUCAGAUGGGUAUAACUCAAACUCCAUACAAUGAUGCAAAGAUGAUAAAAGCCGGAACGUUGGGGAAAUUGGCAGUAGCCUUUGUCAUGUACAAAGUUUUUAAUUGCUACUAUUGAUUAAUUCAAUCACAAAUCAAAUCAAAACAAAGACGAUAAAUAAGAUGUCCAUGUAGGUAUUUACAAAACACAAAUUUCGUUCUGUAGUAGGUAGUAUUUUCAUUUAAGGUCGAACAUUAAUAACUAGCUUUGUAGAAAUAUUUUACAAUUUCAGUGCAUUUAUUUCCACAAACAUAACUCUAGUUUCGAAGAGUCGUACAACUCUUACUUAAUCAGAAUAAUUGAAAACGCAGCACAAUUCUUAGUAGAUAGCCGGGUUAUCUUUUCUAAGAUUCCGGUCUUGGUAAAUUGGAUUUGAUGUUCCACGCAACGAACAUUUUUACGAAAAUAUUUGUUAAAUAUGCCCUAUGCCUAAAUGCAGCUUACUAUUUAUUCAUAAACUGCGUUUCUAUAACCCAAGCGUGAAAACAAUUCAAUGUCUUGAUUUUUUUUUUUACUUUUCAAAUCCAGAUUUUUUGUAAUUAAAUUCUGGGGCGACGAACCAAGACGAAACGACUUUUUCAUACAAGCGUUCAUACGAAAAACGCUUCGUUUCAACUUCCCCAAUGAGGCCCCUGGUCUAAGAAAAUUUGUAUUUUCGAACAAACGUAAAAUGUAGAUUCAAAAUCCUUUUAAUUGAUGCUUUAGGGGAAUAUGUUUCCGAAGAAAAUGAACAUGGGGUUGUCGAUUUAGAUUGGUGGUUACAAUUUUUUUCAUCAGGAACAUUCUUCGGUGUCGAGUGGCAUUGUUAGAUUGUGGGUUACUCGCUCGAGCGAUAACUUUGAAUAAUUUUGUUUUUUUGUGCCCGUGCAACAUAUUAUUGUACAAGCCAAUUCUACACACGCAAUUCGCUAGGUGACGGUUGCAGCGUUUGUUUAACAUUCCAAAAAUUUCGACCGUUUUUUGAAGCAGAUGAGAGCAGCUAUGCUGCAAAACAGAAACAUAAAUCUAAUACGAUAAGAUCUGAUGUGUACUAUAAAGGUGUGAGAGAAGAAAAUCACCAUUUUUAGGAUUUAACUUGGAAUACAAAUUAGUUAAUAUCAGCCUUUGUCGGCGGUAAGAACGGAAUCUCUUAUGGACUAAAAUAUAAAUCAACAGAUUUUGAUUGGUAGAAUGUCCCUUUCUAACAUAUGGUUGAACACAUAAUUUAAAGAGAUAGGGAGAGAAAGAGACCACCAUCGUUUGAUUCAUUGAUGCGCGCAGGAAUACAAACAAGUAAUGUGCUCAAAAUAAGUGCGCAUAAUUUUCAACUAAUAAUACCUAUUGGGCUGCCACUUAGUGAUGAUUUUCGUUCAAACAAAUGAAUGUAUUAAGAAAACAAAUUCCAUCCAUUAGAACAUAGCAAGCAUUUAAUAUUAUUUUUCCACUGUAGCUAAGAACGAGCGAUUAUUAUACAAUCUAAAAAAGCAAUUUAUAAUACUUACGUAAGGAUUCUAGGUAUCCUAAGUACAAGUGGUUUCCAAUAAAGUAAAUUUAUAAUGUUUUAAAU